CCAGCUCCUUGUACAGUACUUGCGCUUCUACCAUACUGUAGCCCCCAACUCAGCCUGCAUACCUAGGUACUUAGGCAACACAAGUAGGUGUUGGUGUGUAUGUGCAUGCGGUACAACCCACGUUCGAGCAUGACUUAUCGCUACUCUCGCAAGGCUCUAAAAAGAUCAAUGUCGCAGGUCAUAGCAGUGUUAGCUCUCCAUUCUUGAAAAUAUUACGGCGGUUUUGCACGAUAUCGUUACACACACGAAUUCGACAGAUAUUUGACAAGGCGCAUCAACCCUCGGGCUUUUGAAAUCUCCAACAUUUUCAGCCUUCAAAUUUCGCAGCAUCGAGCCUAGAGAUUCUCCUGUAAAUCUUAGCUGGGCCGGGUAUCUAUCAAAUCCUCGCUACCGAUUUAUUUUCGAUUUUUCUACGGCCACCAUGACUUCUGUGCCUUCUAAUAUAGACCUGUCCCAUAUACCCCUGUUGCCCGCUCCCCCGGGAGAAGUGACGAACUUCGUGAACCCGCCAUCCAUUUCCUGGGCCGGGAGGUUGGCUAUCUACCUAACUCUACCAAUCAUGGUUAUCGCAUUUAUUCUGCGUUCGUUCGUACGUAUUCGGAACCGGCAAUUUGGCGCAGAUGACUAUCUUCUAUCUCUUGGGGUUGCCUCUGCUGUCUCUUUCUGUGCUGUUAUCUUACCUAUAUUCAACGAUGACAUUUUGGGACGACACGCAUGGGACAUUCCCGUUUCCGAGAUCCAGCCGUGGUUUUUCCAGUAUUCCACAGUCGUAGCAUGUCUCUACAAUAUGAGCGCCAUGUUCACCAAAAUAUCGAUACUAACGUUAUACUUCCGUGUCUUCCACCCGUCAGACUGGGCGAGAAAUUUCAUCUGGCCCGGUAUCGCCAUGAUUUCGAUAGGUUAUCUAGUCCUCACGUCGGCCAUACUCUACUACUUGAUACCGCAUAAAGGAGAUGGGGGUUGGGGCUCAGAUGCGAAUAGACAACGCGAAGGUGUUCCAUCUCGAGUCAUCGACUUUACGUCGGGUGUCUUUAGUGCCUUUUCCGACUUAUACGUCCUUACGAUACCUACUUUCGUUAUUGCAGGGCUCAAUUUACAGCCGAAAAAGAAGAUUGGGAUCGCGUGCAUCUUUCUUACCGGUCUCUUAUCCUGCGGCUGUUCGAUAACAGGCCUAGUAUUCAGAUACCGCGCCCUUGUGUAUACGGUAGAAGACAACAGAUGGCUUUCAGUUAAGUUUGAAGCCCUAUGCGUCGCCGAGCUCAACAUCGGAAUUUCAUGUGCCUGCAUCCCAGUUUUCUUCGUAUUAUUCAGGUCAUUUAUGCAGAGAACUGAAUCUGGAUUCGAUUACAUGAGAAGAUUCCUAAGUCCUCGCCAUAGUGUGACGGCCAAUGCAAGUGGUGUGACGGUAGAGCACCGCCCAGAAAUCUCGCUGCGGAUCCCAAAGGGUACAUUAACUGGACUUCAAUCAAUUUUCCGCAAAGCUGGCCGAACCCAGAGUAAAAACAUGGACGGAGUGAAUGAUGUGUUGGCAUCUCAAUAUUUGGAACUUCAGUCAAUCGAUUACGACUACCAUGCGCGGGCAAGGCAGGAUUCGCGUGUGGUAACAAGUCAUUAAUUGAAAAUAAGAACCAGCUUUAAGGCGCCAUCUAAGGCUUCUCUAGGUUAAGAAAAGCAAGAUGAGUGGGAAUAACAUGCUCUUGUUUUAUCUCGGUAUCAAAGCAGGUGGUUUUAUUUUUGGAAGUUGUUUGCUGAAAUUUGCAUUUCUUUGUUGCCUACUGUUAAGACACCUAUAACAUCCUGAUAAGAAGCCAUCAUUAACACAUAUAUAAAUAAAAGUUAAUAAAGCCAUUAAAAACAUUAUAAAUA
Molecule: messenger RNA, 1866 nt
Organism: Hypoxylon trugodes
Lineage: Eukaryota; Fungi; Ascomycota; Sordariomycetes; Xylariales; Hypoxylaceae
Exons: 7
Coding region: 422-1615 (397 amino acids)
Source: RefSeq, a predicted model, not a curated record